This is a messenger RNA of Bradysia coprophila, 4495 nucleotides long. RefSeq names its product DNA repair protein complementing XP-C cells homolog (gene Xpc). Gene Ontology annotation, biological process: nucleotide-excision repair; mismatch repair. Gene Ontology annotation, molecular function: damaged DNA binding; single-stranded DNA binding. The record is from RefSeq and is a predicted model, not a curated record. NCBI's taxonomy places the organism in Eukaryota, Metazoa, Arthropoda, Insecta, Diptera, Sciaridae. Gene Ontology annotation, cellular component: nucleus; XPC complex; nucleotide-excision repair factor 2 complex.
GCACAAUGUAAUUUUGCCUAGCCGCGUUUACAAAGGUAUGUACUAUACGCAAAAAUGCUGUCACUAUAUUUUCGCAACAUUGGGAAUUCAGAUUUACUUUGAACAUUGAAUCGAUUGUGUGUAUUUUGUGUGAUUUUACUAGAUUUUUUAUUAAUAAGCCGAAUUCAUUGUUUAAUGUCAAGUUAUUCAUUGUGUGCAUCGAUAUUCGUCGAUUCACGUUAAUCAAAGAUAGAUGUCGGACACAGAGAGUGAGAAUGAAUCGGAUUUGGACUUCUCGGCAUCGGAAGAUGAAUAUGUUCCAUCAGAAGAUGCAGACUCAGAGUCUGAUGAUUAUCGGGACCAGACGUUCAUUGAAGAGCCCACCUCUUCUAAAAGGAUAAAAAAAGGCAAACCAAACUCAGCGACUCGUAAAGACACCGAAGAUGAUGACGAUUCGGACAGUAGCGUUGAGAAUUAUCUCGUCAAUCCCAAUGAAAUUGACCUGUCCUCGGACUUUUUCGAUCCAAACAAAAAAGUCGUUCUGGAUGCGCCGAAAUUCGAUUGCAAUGUGGGUUUGAAACUAUCCGAUUCGGAGGAAGAAGUUUUCGAGGCAGUUCCUUCGACGAGCCGGGAAUUGUACAAUUUCUCUCCGUUGAAAAAUGCUCAGGAACAAAUGAAGAAAGUGAUACAGGAUCUGGAAAAUUUUCAAGCAAACAAUUACGGCUUAGGCAAUGCUAUGAAAUAUUUGGCAAUGGGCGAACCAUUACUAGCAACAAAGAAAUCAUCUCAGCCGAAACAUAAGGACAUUUCGAAUUCGUCGGAUGAAUCAGACUUCGAGGAAGUUGAAGAGGGGAAGGAAGCUGUUAAAAAAAGCGAUGUUGAAGUUCGCAUUGGACCUGCCGAUAAACAGAAAACUAACAAACUCCAAGCAGACAUCGAAGCUUCGAUAAAACGAAAAAUCAACCGUCGAAAAAAGGAAAGUCAGCUCAUGAUGCACAAAGUCCACUUGCUGAGUUGGAUUGCUUAUGGAAAUUAUGUGAAUAAGGUUCUCAACAGUACGAAGCUAAUGGAAAUGGUUGUCAAAUACAUUCCAUCCGAGAAAUGUUACCCCAAAGACAAAACCGAUCAACAAUUUUUCGAGCAAAUCAGCAAAUGGUUCAAGACAACAGUCGGACUGAAAUCAAAAGAGCAAAAUUGUCCAUUGAAAUGUUUGCCACCGAUUGCGACGUCAUUGGCGCUACAAAUUCAGUCGAAAAUGGCGAUCUGCAAGAAAGAUUUCGUUUUCAUUUUCAUCAUUUUACUGCGUUCUAUCGGAAUUCAGUGCAGAUUGGUGAUUAAUUUGGGAACCGUACCCAUGCGACCGGCAGCUAAGGAUCUUUGUGUAAUUUCAACGAAACCUACAGAGAAAUCGAGUUCCAAAGAUAAAGCAAAAAAGGACAAGAAAUCAACGAAAGCGGACAAAAUUUCAAGUCAAGAUAAAAAGACGCGCAAGGAUUCGACUACCAGUAAAUCGAAGGUAAAGUCUCGAACGAACAGCAUCAGUGGAGCAAUGUCGGAAAUUUUGAUGAAAAGCCCAGAACAUUCGGAUCAAAAGAAAAAGACGGAGCAUGACAAAAGGAAGAACUUAAAACGAAGUGUGUCGGUACAAAGUAGCUCGUCAGUCAAUGAUAAUGCCAAACGAAGUCGCAUCAAAAGUACCAGCUCAUCGAAAGAGUUACAGAAUGGCACAAAGCGGAGCACAUCCGUCCAGAAACCCACGUCAACGACUAGGAAAGCUUCCAAGUUGAGUUUAAACAAACAAGAGUCAGUGCAAUCGACAGAAGCACCUGUAGCCCUUAACUCGCCAAUUUCUCAUCACACUAGAAUGGGCGUUGCAAGGCGUUCUUCAGUUGCUGGUUCGCCAACCAUUCCUCAGCUGGAUGGUGGCGAUGACAAGAAGAAGAAAAAAUCCAAAAGUAAUUUGUACAAAAUCAGACUUCCACUUCGCGCAAGGUCGGUAUCCUCACCAUCGUUAAAUGCCACGUCUAUUGCGUUAGUAACACCACCUCGAGGACGAACCAAAUCAAUUACACCGAGUCUACGAUUGCCAUCCAUGUCAAGGUCCAAAUCCAAAUCUCCCGAUGUUACAUCAGAGCACGCAUCACGAAAGUCACAGUUCGAGAAAUCCAAUGACUCGUCAUCGUUGUCCGCAGAGUCGUCUUCAAAAUUGGAAACGUCGUCGAUCGAAGAGAAUCCCACAACGACAAAGCGUGGAAGGAGAACCUUAUAUACAUCUCCAACAAAACCCUGGCGUCACUUUGAUCAAACAACAAGUAAAGCAAACAUCAAUGAAAAGUCGACGUCCGAAGCGGAACUUCAACUAAAUGCUGAAACGCAACAAAUUAAAGCGGAAUCCUCGAUCCAAACAACAGCCGAAGCAACGACGCCGUUAAAGCAAUCAUUAAAUCCAGAUGAAAAAUUGACAUCCACAACGAAUGACACGAAGUCAGCUUCUAAGGAUUCAACAAUACCCCCUAUAAAAUCGGCUGCAUCGAAAAGUUCAAAAUCGAAAACGAAAUCAUCAGAUACGGGCAAAAAAUUGCCUUCCACAUCAGUAGAACCGACAUCAACUUCCACUAGUGCAACAGAACUUCAAUCAAAAUCUGCUACAUCGUCCAAAAGUUCAAAAUCGAAAACGAAAUCAUCAGAUCCGGGCAAAAAAUUACGUUCCACAUCAAUAGAACCAACAUCAACCUCCACCACUGCAACAGCAUCUCCAACAAAAUCUGCUGCAUCGUCGAAAAGGUCAAAUUCGAAAACGAAAUCAUCAGAUACGGGCAAAAAAUUGCGUUCCACAUCAGUAGAACCGGCAUCAACUUCCACUAGUGCAACAGAACUUCAAUCAAAAUCUACUACAUCGUCCAAAAGUUCAAAAUCGAAAACUAAAUCAUCAAAUCCGGGCAAAAAAUUACGUUCCACAUCAAUAGAACCAACAUCAACCUCCACCACUGCAACAGCAUCUCCAACAAAAUCUGCUGCAUUGUCGAAAAGGUCAAAUUCGAAGACGAAAUCAGCAGCUACGUCAUCAAGCGCAGUAUCGUCGACGAGCAAAGAGAGUGAAUCAAAGCCGGUAAAAAGUGCUCUGAAGCGCAAAGCCACCAUAAGUGUUUCAUCGGACAGCGAUUUCGCUCCAACUCCGAAAAAGAAAUUAUCUCCGUCAGUCGACAAACCCUUACCGAAACAGGUGGAAAGAUUGAAGAAGCGCAUCGAUCGUAGAAUAUUAUCCACUGAUGAUGAAUCCGUUGAACCGACAGUUAAGAAGGACGAUAUGAACUACUGGAUCGAAGUGUAUUGUGAAGCCGAGAGUAAAUGGAUCUGCAUUGAUUUGUUCAAGAUGAAGGUCAACUGUGUUGACGAGGUUAAGAAAAAGGCAACCAAACCCAUUGCAUACGUAUUUGCAUGGAACAACAAUAAUAAAAUCAAGGAUGUCACGCCGAGAUAUUGUUCCCAAUGGAAUACCACUACCAGAAAACUAAGAGUGCAACCGGAUUGGCUUGACGAAGCAUUGUCCCGAUAUAGAGAACCACUGAGUCAGAGAUGCGUUGCUGAAGAUAGAGAACUCGAGGAAAUCCAUGCUCAAACACCGAUACCAUCCUCAAUAGCCGAAUUGAAGAAUCAUCCGCUGUACGUUCUGCCGCGACAUCUGUUAAAAUUCGAAGGAAUCUAUCCGCCAAAUCCUGUGCCAGUGGGAUUUAUACGUGACGAGCCAAUUUAUUCCAGACUCUGCGUGCACACACUUCACUCGCGUGAGAUUUGGGUGAAACAAGCUAGAGUCGUGAAGCCGGGUGAAAUUCCGUAUAAAAUCGUCAAGGCACGUCCAAAAUGGGAUCGUUUAUCAAAUAAAAUGCUCGAACCACUACCACUGGAAAUUUUCGGACGAUGGCAAACUGGACCGUAUAUACCACCGACCGCUGAGAAUGGAAUUGUGCCACGAAAUGCAUAUGGAAAUGUUGAACUAUUUAAGCCGGAAAUGUUGCCAAAGAAAACCGUUCAUUUGAGACUUGCCGGCCUAAAUCGUGUUUGUGCCAAAUUGAAAAUUGAUUGUGCUCAGGCGGUGGUCGGAUUUGACUUCCACGGAGGCAGUUCACAUCCCACGUUCGACGGAUUCGUUGUGUGCGAGGAAUUUGCCGAGCUCGUGACUGAACGAUGGUGCGAGGAACAGGAGGAAUCUCAUCGCAAAGCGCAAGAGAAACAGAAACAAAGGGUGUACGAUAAUUGGAAGAAGCUGAUCAAGGGACUGUUGAUCAGAGAACGUCUCCAACGGAAAUACAAUUUUGCUGGCAAAGAUGAACCGAAGGGGAAGUAAUUAUUGUGGCCAUGUGGCCAGGGUGAAAACGAGUGAUUGUGAUUUUAAAACGGGUAUUUAGUGCGUCUCUAAGAUUCUUUUUAAGUGUUUUGUAAAUUUUUCGGAUUAGUAUUUUGUUCAUAAUUUAAUUUCAAUUUCUCUUUGGUUUCAAUAAAAUUAAAGUUUUGUAAA